This is a messenger RNA of Synchiropus splendidus (mandarinfish), 2951 nucleotides long. RefSeq names its product abhydrolase domain containing 8a (gene abhd8a). Gene Ontology annotation, molecular function: catalytic activity. NCBI's taxonomy places the organism in Eukaryota, Metazoa, Chordata, Actinopteri, Syngnathiformes, Callionymidae. The transcript has 5 exons. The record is from RefSeq and is a predicted model, not a curated record. The coding region runs from base 289 to 1698 and encodes 469 amino acids.
GGUCCGGCCUGCUGCGCAGUGGAUGCUGAGGAGCAGGAAAACAGCACCGCUGGUGAUAGUUAUGGGUGAUUUAUUCAGAUGCGAUCGGCAUACUUAUCUGCGUGCAGGCUUCAUAUUUAACCCGAGAUCACAUUUUAGAAGCUAGGUCUGCAAUGGGAAGCUUGCACGACACGCGCAAGUAGAUGCGCCAAAUGCAACGUUUCCAGAAUUUCGGUGUUGCGGACGCUCGACUGUCUCCCGACUGACUUUUAAUCUCAAGCAUCAGCAGCAGCUCUGCAGGUAAGCACCAUGCUGACCAGCAUCACAGACGGGAUCCUCUGCUGUCUCACCGGGAAGACUGACAAUCUGGUUUUGCCGCUGGAGUCAUCAGAACCCUCUGAUGGCUUUAAGUUUGUGGAGGUGAAGCCUGGACGAGUCCUGAGGGUGCGGCACAUCAUCCCGGAGCGUCCGCCCCCCGGAGCAGAAGAGAAGGCUGUGGGCAAGAAAGAGGAGGCCAGCGAACGUGAUGGUUCCCCUGUGGACUCCGGCGAUGCUGACAUCAGUGUUCACUGCAAGAGGAAGAUCACAGUCUACCGUAACGGUCAGCUGGUGAUCGAGAAUCUCGGCGACGUGCUGCACUCCGAGAUCUUGCAGUGUCAGGAUGGAGAUCUGGAACCCUGCAGCACCGUCGAAGUGGAGCUGGCUGACUACAAAGAAAUUGCGUCGUCGCCAGACCCCAAACCUGUUCCUCCUCCAGUUCCUCCCCCUCAAGGUGAGCAGAAACCAGCUCCACCUCCUCGCCGCCGCCGCCGCAAACCCAAGCGCACGCUGAUGAUCGACUCUAAGAGAGUGAUCACCAGCUGCAAAGGGACGCACUCGGAUGUGGCGCUCUUCUUCAUACACGGCGUCGGCGGCUCGCUUGACAUCUGGAGCAGCCAGCUGGACUUCUUCGCCCGUCUAGGCUACGAGGUCAUCGCGCCGGAUUUGGCGGGUCACGGAGCCAGCACUGCUCCGCAGAUUGCAGCAGCCUAUACUUUCUAUGCCCUGGCGGAGGACCUCCGCGCCAUCUUCAAGAGAUACGCGCGUAAACGCAACAUUCUCAUUGGACACUCGUAUGGAGUCUCUUUUUGCACCUUCCUCGCCCACGAGUAUCCAGAUCUGGUGCACAAAGUGGUGAUGAUCAACGGAGGAGGUCCCACUGCCCUGGAGCCGAGCCUCUGCUCCAUCUUCCAGCUUCCUUCCUGUGUGCUCCACUGCUUGUCCCCCUGUUUGGCAUGGAGCUUCCUCAAAGCUGGAUUCGCCCACCAGGGUGCCAAAGAGAAGCAGCUUCUGAAGCAGGGCAACGCCUUCAACGUGUCCCCGUUUGUUCUGCGCGCCAUGAUGAGCGGCCAGUACUGGCCAGAGGGGGACGAGGUCUACCAUGCUGAGCUCACCGUGCCCAUCCUUCUGGUUCACGGCAUGUGUGAUAAGUUUGUGCCUGUGGAUGAAGACCUGAGAAUGGCAGAGAUCCUCUUGUUCGGGUUCUUAAAAGUGAUCGACGAAGGAAGCCACAUGGUGAUGAUGGAGUGUCCUGAGACCGUCAACACUCUUCUACAUGAGUUCUUCCUGUGGGAGCCGGACAUGUCUAGUAAAAACAGCCUCCAGGGGGAGAAAGAACAGACUGCUGCCAAAACGGAUGCACUACAGACAUUGAAACACAAGAAGAAUGGCGACAAAUAACCAGUUAAGAGUCGUAUUUGUGUGGUGAAAUACAAAGAUGGCAGAUUAGUCCUAACCUUAAGGCUGCUGCAAGGCUGUGAGCUGUUUGCUACAGAGCCACGUCUUAAGCGUAGAGCUGCACCGGGAAAGAGUUGGACUCACUGUGUCGCGAGGUUUGAACCUGAAGAUGACGGAUGCAAAGUAGUUUUCGCUCAUCGUUUUCAUUCAGACUCUUCUUCUCACAAUAACUGGAAUUUACAGGGACUAUGUAUCUGUCCAUUUGUGAUCUUGUUAAAGGUGACUUCUUCAACCUCCAUCCCUCCACGUCAAUGUUAAGUGUUGCAAAGACUGUAUUUUUGAAAAGGAAUUAACUUAUUUUUUGCCUUUAACAGACCGAGAAAUCCGGUGGAAUAUAUGAAAAAAUAAUAUUUAUUUAGCAGUGGACAGAAUUGAAAUGAAAAUUAUGAUGUUUAUAUUUGAGAGGAGGCCAUUACUUUAUAAACUUUACACUGAACAUUACACAGAAAUCAGGUCAUUGCUAGCUGCUAAUACAGCUCAUAAAUGCAAGUUAACUUGGCCUAUCUUUUUUCCAAAUUUAUACAGUUAAUCUAAUCUAAAUUGUGAUUUUACAAUCAUUCGCCUUAUCAAAACAAGUAGCUUUUGUCGUUUGUGAGCUAUUAAAUUUGUUCUUUUUUUGAAUGAAAAUGAAUCUACAGUGUCAAAAUUAAUAUAGAUGUAAACUACAUUUUCUUGAAUUCUGAAACAUUUUAUUAGGUAGUUACCCAGAAAAUAUGGCGACUACUGUGACCUUGCAUUGGCUAAGAUUACAAGACAAAAUGGCCUAAUGCAUAAAUCAUUCUGUGAAUAUGAUUUUCACUCAUUAUAUUUCCUUACUUUAUUGUUACAUGGUAUACUGUAUGUGUCUUCAUUCUGGUUAGUACAACACAAGAGUUUGUUCUUGCUCUAUUGUUGGUUUUAUCGGAAGAAAAAGAGCCGAAUAAUCAGCUCAAUAAAAAACACAUUCAUUUAUGGGUGUUUGACUGUCCCACAGUGGGACUGGGAGGAGACAGAGCACCGGCUUAUAUGGUCUGAGACAGUGCUUCACUGUUGAAUAGUGCGUCACUGUAUUGUGUCACGGAUGGUGACAUUUUAAGGGGUUCACUACUGAAGAUUUAUGAUACUUACAAUGCUGAUCCUAUAAUAUAUGCAUAUUUUCUGAAUGGACGCAACAUGACCUUGAGCAGACGAAACAAAAAUAUGUAACAGAAAGUGUU